UAAGUGGGGUCAGGUUCCAAGCAUUGUCUUCACAUUGUUUGUACAUGUGUUUAUAUCUGAAAGUGUGUCAGAUUCUGACACACGUUUCUCUGUUUCUCUCCCUUGUUUUAUGUCACUCAUGGAUUAAACCAGCCAAUCUGUUACUCUCUUUUUCUUGUCCAACCUUUUUCUCUGUUUCCUGCAAAAUUUCAGCAACCCAUUUUCAAGCUUUGUUUUUUCUCUCAUCCUCUUCCUUAAAAAGUCACCUUUUUUAAAACUCUUUGUGCUGGAUUGGGUUUCAUUACGUGACUGAAAAACCAACCCAUAGUUUUUCUAUUUUGCAAUUCUUUUCCAUUUCCAUUUUGGGUUUUGGAAAGUAAAUGGUUUGUUAGUUUAUAUUGGAGCGGGAUUUUCUCUGUAAACUGCCAUAGGCAUCUUCAUCAUUUAUUACUUUAGGCCUUUUCUUAUCUGGGUUUGGUAGAUUUUUUUUAAUUCAUUUUUUUCUCCCUUUGUUCUUUCCAAGUUGUACCAACAAAAUUAUUGAAUACAAUUCAGGGGGGUCUAUGAUUAAUGUGUUUUUUUGUUAAUAAAUCUCUGUUGAGUUGUUGUCUAAGUUGUUGUUUUCCUUCUCUUUAUUUGUUAAACUAAUAUUAAAGAGCCAAAAAAAGCUGCAGACACCAAUUUGUGUCUUGUACAGUUAUUUCUCUCUUUAAACCUUAAGCCUUUUUAUGGUAACAAAUUUAUUAUCUUUGAUUCUUGAUUCCUUGUUUCAAGCUGUUUUAUUAAUCUGGGUAUUGACCAAAAUUCUUUAUUUUUCAAUUUCUUUGAUUCAAGGUUUCUGUUAUUCUCUCAUACAGAAUCUUUUAUUUUCUUUGUCUGGGGUUUUUGUUCUAAGAGUAAUGUAAAUUGGAAGCACCCAAAAUGGCAAAUCUUGUUCCAGGAGUCCUUCUGAAGCUUUUACAGCAUAUGAACACAGAUGUGAAGAUUGCUGGUGAGCACAGGUCAUCUCUAUUGCAAGUAGUGAGUAUAGUUCCUGCACUGGCAGGAGGUGAGCUAUUCCCUAACCAAGGCUUUUACCUUAAGGUUUCAGAUUCAUCUCAUGCUACAUAUGUAUCUUUGCCUGAUGAACAUGAUGAUUUAAUUCUUAGUGAUAAGAUCCAAUUAGGUCAGUUUAUUCAUGUUGACCGGUUAGAAUCUGCUUCACCGGUACCCAUUCUCCGUGGGGUUAGGCCGGUCCCUGGGCGACACCCUUGUGUAGGGAGCCCUGAGGAUAUUGUUGCAACUCAUUCUCUUGGGUUCCUUAAUAAUGGUAGUCAAAGUGCCUUGGGUUCAAAACCUGGAGAGAAAGUUAAGUCACCAUCAAAAGCAGUUUUAGGCAGUGGUCACAGUGGAGAGAAAGAGAAGUCUGUUGGGAGUAGAUCAAAUGGUGGUGUGAAAGAGGAUCAAUUGGAUAAGAAAAUGUCUUCUUUGACUAGAUCAAAGUCUCAAUUGACUAAACCAGCGUUGGGUUUGGAUGUGAAGAAGGAACCUUUGGGGAGAUUGAAGGCACUAAGUUCACGGUCUAUUCCUUCUUCCCCCACUAGUUGUUACUCAUUGCCAACUUCUUUUGAGAAGUUUGCCACUGGGAUUAAGCAUCAGGCUGAAAUAAAGGGGUUGAGGAAGGGAAGUCCCAAGGUGGGAUCUGUGGAGAAAGUAAGUUCCUUCCAUGGGUUGAGUUCAACUGGAAAAAAAGUACCUGUGAUCAAAACUUUGGUUCAAGGGAUUGAAUUAGGAGCCAAGGCUUUGAGAAAGAGCUGGGAAGGGAAUAUGGAAGUGAAGGGUAGGGACCAUUCUAAACUGAGGGCUACCAAGCGAGAAUCUGGGAGCACGACUGCUCCUAGAAAGAGCACAUCAAGCGAAAAGUUAUCAUCCAAGGAGGAGGCUAAGCUCCAUACAUAUACCAGGUCAUUAAAAGAGGAGAGUAAAUCUCAGGUGUCAACUAAGAAAGUCAUGGCAAAUGGAAUGUUGGAUGACCAAGAGAAACCAAAUAAGCCAAGAACUUAUGUUGGGAAGAAAUCUGGAGAAUUAACUAAUAAUGGUGCCCUGGGGAACUUGGUUAAGGUUCCGAUAAAUAAUAAAAGAUUGACAGAUGGAAGUGUUUCAUGGGGUUCACUCCCCUCAUCUCUUUCAAGGCUUGGAAAGGAGGUCAUGAAACACAGGGAUGCAGCACAAACAGCAGCAAUACAAGCUUUACAAGAGGCUGCUGCUUCAGAGAGCUUACUUAGAUGUUUAAGCUUAUAUUCUGAUCUUACUACCUCUGCCAAGGAGGACAACCCUCAGCCUGCAGUGGACCAGUUCUUGACCCUCCAUGCGAGCUUGAAUAAUGCUCACAUGAUUGCGGAUUCUUUAUCAAAAACUAUUCAAAUCGGUUCAUCUCCAGAAUCUGAAGGAAACCUGUCAGAAGAGGCAGGAAAGGUCACAUCGGAUAGACAGAAAUAUGCAGUCUCAUGGGUGCAAGCCGCAUUGGCUACCAAUCUAUCAUCCAUCUCUGUGUAUACCAAAGAACCUUAUCCAAUGCUGAGUCAUUCUUCAGCUUCUGCACAAAGCCAGAAGACUAUCCCUGCCAAUCAAAGCAUGUUAAUUCUAGAAAAUUCUGCCAAGAAUUCUUCUGCAAAAGCGAAAAGCCGUCCGGUAGUUGGCUCUAAGCUUGUAGCUCAGGGUGUUCUUCGUAAAAUGGGGGAUGGUUCAGGCCUUGGUCCGAAGGCACUGGUCCAACCACCAACAGAAUGGACAAGGGGAAAUGGCCUUGAUGAGGCUGUUGACUUGGCUGAAAUGCUGCGAAUGGAAUCUCAGGAUUGGUUCUUAGGAUUUGUGGAGAAAUUCUUGGAUGCGGACGUGGACACAUCUGCUUUAUCAGACAAUGGUCAAAUAGCCGGCAUGUUGACACAGCUCAAGAGUGUGAACAACUGGUUAGACGAAAUAAGCACGAGCAAAGAUGAAGGAGAGACGCCCCAUGUUUCAUCGGAGACAAUUGAUCGGCUAAGGAAGAAAAUAUACGAGUAUCUUCUUACACAUGUUCAAUCUGCUGCUGCAGCUCUAGGUGGUGGUGGAUCACAGUCAUCACCACCCAUUCGAACAGUGGAAACAAAGUCGAAAAAGUGACUCAGGUAGUCUCCAUGAAAUGCAUACAAGCAGUGUUGAUGCACAGCAGGUAGCCCUUCAUCCUACAAAGGUAGGAGGAGCUUACUAGUUUAUCAUUAUUAUGUAUAUAAAUCCUACAUGGGUUUUGAGGUAUAGAUGCCUGAAUCAUAUCAAAGAAAAGCGUUUGAUGCAAAGUGCAGGUGUUUUCUUUUCUUUUUCCUUGGUAUUUGUUGCCUGAAAUCAUUAUUAUACAAAUGAAAAUAGUCUGAAGAGUUGAGAUGUUGGCUUUUUCCUCUGUCCAAAUUGAAUAUAUAUGCAUCUUUAAAAAAAAUUUCAUUUAAGAAUAGAAAAAGUUAUUCCAGAAAACUCUGUUCUAAAUUUAUUCGAAGU
Molecule: messenger RNA, 3489 nt
Organism: Durio zibethinus
Lineage: Eukaryota; Viridiplantae; Streptophyta; Magnoliopsida; Malvales; Malvaceae
Product: protein CORTICAL MICROTUBULE DISORDERING 2-like
Source: RefSeq, a predicted model, not a curated record